AUGGGCGACUUCCAACUCGUCGACCCUCGGGGCUGGGAGUAUGACUUACAUUCUGUCUAUUCUGCCUACAUGGGCCAUUUCCAACACUACGGGAUUCCAUGGUAUGAACGGUCCUGGGGGGUCAUGUUCGAAUCUUUCGACGAAUUCUUGACAUUCUCCUGGCCUGUCAUCGUAGUCACGGACUCUUGGACUGGAAGAGCACAUAUCGUGACUCGGAUGACUUCUAUCGGAGCAUUCCUGAAAAUGAUUAAGACAAGAUUUGGUGAAACACUCCCGAAUGUAGACAAUAUACUGAAAAUCAGUCCCUUCGAGGCACAUCAAAGGCCUCUUCGUACGGUGUCAGACUGGUCGUCGUACAAAAAGGUUUUUGCCACGCUCCCGGCUGUCACGCAAGCUGCCUACAAAGUUCGAGUGAAAAGCGGAGAGCCCAAAGCUGUCCGUGAGUUGUGGGAAAAGAAGGAUAAGACAUUCCUGGCGAUCGAUUUUGAGUGGUCGGAGCGGAAUGCGACCAGUUGUCUCGAGUGGGGUUAUGCUGCAGUAAGGUGUGGUCACCUUGACGCAGUAGGUACCUGGCCGCCAUCCCCGGAUAACUAUAGGAAAGGCCACUAUAUAGUCGCCGAAUACGUCGAUAAGCUCGUCAAUAAGCAUCAACCGACUUUUCCUUGGGCUUAUGCUUUUGGCGACAGUCAAGUUAUCCCCAAAGCCAAGUUACCGCAAAUCAUACAGGCAAUAAUCAGCAGUCUAGCAAGUCCCAGUUCCGAUAGCCAGCCAAAUACACUAGUUCUAGUAGCUCAUGGCAUCCACGGUGAUCUCCAACGCCUUGAGGAAAUGAAAAUCAGUGCGUUUCCUGUCCCAGUCGAUGUUUACGCCGCUCAACACACGCUCAACAUCACACCAGAGAUUCCUUCGAAUGCAGUGAUCAUCGAUACGGCCGCUUUUGAGCGUGAACUGUUCAACAUGGGGCUGCGAGGACCCAUGCAAGACAUGAAGACGGGCAAACCUCGGAAACCAGGCUCUACUCUUUCUCUUGGGAAUCUUCUGGCAUCCAUGAAAGUCAACGUGCAGUGUGCUCUUCAUAAUUCUGGCAACGAUGCCAUGAUGUGCCUCUUCGCCCUGCAGAAGCUUUUUGACCCGGAGAACACGAAGGUCCCCAUGGUACAAGUACGGCAGCCGCCUGUGCCGCCUAAUACUUACGGGGUUUCUCCGUCGCCGACGAUGAUGGUGCCGUCUGUCUCUCUACAACCAUGGGUGAACUACGGAGGAUCGUCCCCUUCUGGGAGCUCUCCCUCUCCCAGCGAAUGGCGCCGAAGUACGGCAAGCAAUCACAACCUCUCGGGAGACGAGGGUCGUCGUGGCUCGCCGAACUAUUUCAACUUCCGCGACCAAGACGUCGGCACGAACCCUCAUAGACUAUCAGCAAUCAGCACUGGCAGCCGGGAAUCGAGGAGAUUAAGCUCUCUGACGGACGAGAUGGGUUAUAGGCGAGACCGGUCGUCUAGUCGGGAACCCCUAGAUCGCUCUAUGAGGAAUUUGACCAUUGGGUAG
Gloeophyllum trabeum ATCC 11539 is the source of this 1545-nucleotide messenger RNA. RefSeq lists its product as uncharacterized. Gene Ontology annotation, cellular component: nucleus. Bases 1 to 1545 code for a protein of 514 amino acids. The transcript is spliced from 9 exons. The record is from RefSeq and is a predicted model, not a curated record. Gene Ontology annotation, molecular function: nucleic acid binding. Lineage: Eukaryota; Fungi; Basidiomycota; Agaricomycetes; Gloeophyllales; Gloeophyllaceae.